AUGUUAAAUAUUAGAUUGAUUCUAUCAAUCUUGGCAUUGGUUGUAGUACUAUCGAGUGCAAGAAACCCCGCAAGUACAACAACUUGUUCAUUAUCAAACAGUUUAACACAAUGUCAAAACGGUGCUUGUCCAUCGAUUGUCGCUUGUAUCCAAGAGUAUGCGAAAUCAUAUGCCAAUAUCGUCAUUACUGUCCCAGAUGGUGAUCACUAUUGCAAUCAAACUGAAACUCAUACACUUAAUUUCAAUUUACAUAUCGAUAUUCAGCCAGAAGGUCAAUCAUCAACUCCAACAUUUUUCUGUCCAGGUCGAACAUCAUUCUUGAGAUUGCAAACUUCAUUCGUUUUCACAAUUAAUAUUUCAAAUAUUGUCAUUGAAGCCACUGAAACCGCUGAGAAUCGUGGAAGUUUAAUUUAUAUUCAAACGACAUCCUAUUCAUACCCAAAUAACAACCUAUUAACUUUGAACAAUGUUCUGAUCAACAAUGCUCAUUCAAUUCCAAAAUAUGGAGCAUAUGAAGCCGGUUCAAUCACCCUUAAUUCUAUCAGUUUAAUAUUGAACGGUUGUACCAUUACCAACUCCAAAUCAACUGGAUAUUACUCUUCCGCUUCUGUAAUGAGAAUCUAUUCCACCAGUCUAUCAAUUAAUAACUCAACCAUUACCUAUUCAAAUAGUUCUACUGGUAAUUAUGGUAUCAGUUUUAGUGGAACCAAUUUCAAUAUCUACAACUCUCUCUUUGAUGGAAACAUAGCUGAAUCAAAUUUCAUCUAUGCAUCUGCUAGUAGUGGCUCAGUUAUUGUCCAAUCAAGCAAAUUCACAAACAACAUUGCUAAAUAUGGAAGUUGUUUUAAUGUUAAUUCUUAUUCUAUUAACUUUGAUUCCAAUGUUUUUGAUAACAAUAUCGGUCAAUAUGGAUCUGCUAUUUAUUCUACUUCAAGCUAUAACUCCUACUACAGCUAUUUUUUCACCAACAAUAACUUUACAAACAACGUUGCCUCAGAUACUGGUACAUUGUAUCUUUCAACUCAAGGAUAUCAUUACCUAACUGGAUCGAUUUUCCAAAACAAUGUUGCAUAUGGUGCAGCUGAUAUCUAUUUCUACAAACAAAGACUCACUUUAGUUGGUGGUACCUUUAUCAAUUCAACAUCUUCAAACCCAUAUUCAUAUUCGCAAUACCCAGGAUUCCCAAAAUAUGUCUUGGAUAUGGCCAACUAUUAUGAUUAUAAUGGUUAUGAAUGUGAUUCCAGCUACCCAACUAUCGAACAAAAUAGUGGAUCAACAACUUGCAUGUCAAUCGACUAUUAUCCAGCUCCAAACUACAGCAGUGAUGACAAUCAUUAUGAUCGUCACCACACAGUUGCAUUCAUUAUUACUGCCUCAGUAAUUGGUGUAGUUUCUAUUGUAUCAUUUAUUGUUGCCAUCGCUAUUGCAAUCAGAAAGGAUUAA
Molecule: messenger RNA, 1443 nt
Organism: Heterostelium album PN500
Lineage: Eukaryota; Evosea; Eumycetozoa; Acytosteliales; Acytosteliaceae
Exons: 6
Coding region: 1-1443 (480 amino acids)
Source: RefSeq, a predicted model, not a curated record